This is a messenger RNA of Fraxinus pennsylvanica, 1191 nucleotides long. Lineage: Eukaryota; Viridiplantae; Streptophyta; Magnoliopsida; Lamiales; Oleaceae. The record is from the annotation of a GenBank genome assembly.
AUGAAGAAUUCCUACCUGCCAGAAGAUGUUAUAAUGGAUAUCCUGUCAAGACUCCCCGUGAAAACCCUUCUCCGAUUCAGGUGCGUAUGCACCCAAUGGUGCACCUUAAUCUCAUACCCUUCAUUCGCCUCUUUGCACCUCAGCCGCUCCGUUUCCAACCCUACUAGGCACUCCAUUCUUGUUCACAGAUUAUGUAAUCCAUUAAUGUCCUUCGACCCAGUCGCCUUUGCCCCAGUUAAAAAAUCCAAUCUUGCGCUGGAUCAAGCCUAUAAUAUUUACCAGGAAAUUAUUUAUGUAGGCUCAAUCAAUGGCUUGGUUUGUAUAGCCAAGUUCCGUUAUGGUUGGAUCAGUGUAUGGAACCCUUCCACCAGAUUCGUCAAAGAACUCCCACCUACAACUGAAGUUCCAAUAAUGUUUUCCAUUGGUUUUGGUUGGGACCCCGCUGUUAAUGAUUACAAGGUAGUGAGACUUUGUUGUAGACAUAGUAGUUUAAUAACUUGGGUUGAGGUAUGGUCGGCCAGGCCCACUUUACCAUCUUGGAGGAAGAUUAAAGUUGAUCGCAACUUGUAUGUUGGGCGCUUGAUUUGUGAUGUGAUACUGGAGGGAUUCACUUAUUGGAUUGUCGGAAGUGACAGUAAACCUCUUGUCGCUUCCUUUAACAUGAGGUCCGAGGUACUGCGGGUGGUUCCCGUGCCAGAACCUUUACUCGAGGCGCUUCCGCUGCCACACCUUAUACGAUGGCAGAAAACUAUGCUUGGCCAGCAUUCUCCAUUUCUCGCUAUGAAUUGGAAAGAAACUUUUGCUUUGGUAGGAAGUGUAUCACUGGAGCCCAGAAAAACAUAUCAAGUAUGGACAAUGGAAAAUGACACCGUUGGGAAGGAAUCAUGGAGUAAGAAAUUCACCUUUGAACUGGAUACUGAAUUUCGUGUUUUCGUUGGCUCUGUGAACGGAAUAAUUGUACUCAUAAAAGGAAUUGGUGAACUGAUUUUAUAUGACGUCGAAACCAGAGAAAGCAAGACAAUUGAAAGUCGGGAAGUUGAUAGUUUGGUGCUUGGAGCUCACUACUAUGUGGAGAGCUUACUCUCUAUCAAGAGGGUUAGUUGGGCCUCGCUGCUGUGCGAUGGGUUUUCUCUCGAUGAAGAGCUUAAAUCUGCUUGGAGAAAGCAUAUGAGCAGAAUUAACCGGACCUGA